Molecule: messenger RNA, 4434 nt
Organism: Zea mays
Lineage: Eukaryota; Viridiplantae; Streptophyta; Magnoliopsida; Poales; Poaceae
Exons: 4
Coding region: 2733-4262 (509 amino acids)
Biological process (GO): intracellular protein transport; intra-Golgi vesicle-mediated transport; endoplasmic reticulum to Golgi vesicle-mediated transport
Cellular component (GO): COPI vesicle coat; cytoplasm
Source: RefSeq, a predicted model, not a curated record
AACAUAUUCUUUAUUUCUCAUCAUCUAUCUUACCUACUAUUUUAAAAUUUAUUCUACAAAUAAUAUCAAAAAGUGUCAUUCAAUUUUACACUGUCCACCCAUGCCCCCCGUAUAGUCCUGACCCACCGCUUCUCCUCCGUGCUGUCCGGUGCUCCUCGUCGGGCGCUUCGCUGCCGCCUUGCAAUUGCAACCCACGGCAAAUGCUGCUCGACGAUGAGCGAGGCUAGCAGGAGCCACCUCCUCACCUGGAUCGAUGGCGGCCGUUCAUCUCGGCUAAGAUCCAAAUCUCGGCAUCGGCGGCACCCCUCGACUCUCCCCACGCCCCUAGCCAUCCUAACUGCGACCGUGGAUGAAGAUCUCAAAGAAUCUUGGAGGUGCAGCGGGAUGACAGCGUAGGGAGGCCCAAUGGUGUGAUGUAGCGAGUCCUAACGGUGCUCGGAUCGGGGCGGAUGGCCCCCAGUCUCGGCAGGAGGGACAGGCUUGUACAACAUUUGAUCGAUGAGUCAGUGGGCCUAAAGAAAAUAAAGCAGCCCAAGAUGAUCUCCAUCAUGGGAAUCCGUGGCUCCGGCAAGACCGCACUUGCCACAGAGGUGCAUGAGAGGCAUCUUAGACUAUCUCCAGCAGCUUACCCAUCCCCAUACCCAUAUUCAAACUCUACUCUGCGAACAGCGCAAUCUAUAGUACAAAACAGUGCUUUUGGGUAAACUAUGGGUAGACUGCUGCAGACGGUCUUAGGACAGAGAAAUUCAAUAACUCCGGACACAAUUUGGAUAAAAUGAUGAUCAACAUGGUCAACUUUUCAUCUGACAGCUGCAACCUAAAAGGUAUGUGAUAAUGUUGUUGCACAAGGACCGACCAUACCCGGGUAUAGGGGGAGGGAUGAAUCACGUUUGGAUAAGUUAAAAUCGAAAAUAGGAUCAGGACAUGCAGACGAAAAUGAACUAAUACGAAUGGAAUUUGACGGAAACGAACGGGAGAUAGAAACUUAAUUCGGAAAUAGACAUCCAAUAGACAAAUUCAAAGCUGGUAUAUUAGAUAAGUUGGUAUAAUAUUAUACACAGUUGUUGCAUACAUAAAUUGAAGCACAUGUCCCACUUCACCAUUUGAGGUUUGGAGAGGGGAAACUAAUUGAAGCACAUGAAAUUUAAAGGAGGCGACCAUCCUCGCCAUCCAUGUUUGGCGAGGUCACGUAGCACACAUUAGGGAGGGCUCCAGGGAGCUAUCGGGAGUGGCACGAAUGCUAAGGGCGCAACCAUAGAGCGAAGAUACGGUGGUGAUGGCUCCCUCCCAGGAGCACCCGCGCCUAGGGUUUCCCUAGGGCGCUGGCGGCCGGCCUGGCAGGCUGUGGGAGCUGGGCUGCAUGGGCUGCUUGGUGGUUUGGGUCACCUGCUGGCUGAGGUGAAGUCUGGGCUGCUGGGUCAGCGUGUAGUUGGGCUGGUGGGGGUGGUGGGCCACAGCAGGGAGGAGGCAGAGUGGGCCAACCGCCAAGCUGGCUGCAGGCCGGAUAGAGAAGGAAGGAGGGUUUCCUUAUUUUUCAGCUCUGUUGUUUUAGAGAAAACAAACUCUAACCCAAAGCCAAAACCUAAUCCAAAAUACGAAUCGAAUACUCAAGCAAUUACACUUUGUGAAGAGCACUACCUGAUUUAAUAGUUUCUUUUGAAAAAGAUGAGAGAGAGAGUUAUUAGGUUUCAUUUUAUAAAUAAUAGAAAAUGCUUGUGAGAGUUGCAUGUUGAAUUCGAGUGUAGGCUCAAAUUUAGACAAAGUUUUUUUUCUCGAAAUUAUUUUAUUUUUGAUUCACCUUUAUCAUAGUGUUGACUUGGUCAACAUCACUAUAAGGAUUUGUGUUGCAAACGAUUUUGAAAUUGUGGUUUGAAAGUGAGACAAGGUGGAAAAGUUAACUUAUGUUUGACCAACUGUUUACACACAUUCAUGCAGUUUUUUCGUGAAAGUUGGUCUUUUUAUAAAACGACAAAAACCGGUAUGUUACAAGAAAUUUGGAUGAAUGUCCAUAUAAUUCCUAAUGGUAAGAUCAAUUUUGAUGUAGUUUGAUAUGCAACAGCUAAUGUUUAGAGCAUAAUUGUAUAUCUACUGUUGGAACAGUAACUUAUAAUAUGUUAAGUUGGCCAUUGCAAGUCAAACAUUUCUUACCACUAUUGCUUACUUUAUCUGAAUAUUCAAAUAAAAUUUUGUGAUUUCAAUGUACAUAAUUUGAAAUUGAAAUUAGGCUUGCAUUAUAUAUAUAUAUCUUAAAUAAUGACAACCAUUUCUAUGAUAUAACUUGCCUAUAAAGUUCUUUUUGCUGUGUUAUGACUCGCUUGAGCCAUGCCAGAUAGAAUUGUAUGAGUUGCACACCACAUGUUGGUUGAGUGUUGCCAACCAUUUGUACAACCACAUUACACCAAGGGAAUUAAACAGUUAAAUCACUCGGGUGGAAAUUCACUUAUUAAUCAUAGGGGUUGGGUACCUGUCUUGAAUGCAGUUUUACAAAUGUGUUGUAUGUGAAGCAUUCCGUUGUUUGUAUUGCAUUCCAAAUAAUAAAUCAAGUACAGCUUAAGCAAAAUUCUGGAUACAGCUCACCGCAAACGUAAAUAUUUAAUGCUAUCUAUAACCUUUCUGGCAGAAGACAAACGUCAAACGCGUGAUAUAGACCACGCGCUACACACAGUAUCACCAAGCCCAAAACAUACCAAAAAAAGUUGAACCAAGUGGUUGAGAAUUCCCCUUUUGCUCUCAUGGCCAUGGAGAACACUGCGCCAUGCGGUGACUUCGGGAAGAUCGUGGCCGAUCUUGAGUCUGAGAACUUGGUGGCUAACGUCUCUGCCGUGAAUCAAGCCUCGGCGUUGAUUGCUGGAGGUAAAAUCCCUGAACCCCAGCUUCUGUGCCGCCUGAUCGCUGGUCUUGCUUCCAAUCUGGAGAAGCCUGACCAUGACUCUGCCAUCAAGAGGUGUGUUUCCUUUACUCUAAAGGCAAUCAGGGUGGCCGUCAUCAAGAACCGCAUGAACAUGGAUUCCUCAGCUCGUGGUGAGGCUCUCCAUGCCAUCUGGUGUUGUUUUAUGGAUCAAGGCCUUCGCCGUAUUCAGCGUGAUUCAAAUAUGGUGAGGCUGUGGACAGUCCAGGAUCAAUUGUCUGCAGUCAAAAUCAUAUGUACUUUCUUCCGUCUCUCACCGGUAAACAUCAGUGACACAAGGUGUGUCACAGCCUUCGCCUCACUGAUGUUGUCACCGUACAGCACUGUGGUGUGUGCAUGUGCAGAUGCCCUGCUCUCUUUGCCCCCUGUUGUUCCAGGAUUUUCAUUUGCCAUUGCAAGAGCCUAUUGCCAUAUGCUUGCAACAGUGUCACCACAAUCACCACUUGAGGUAAGCAGCAUGGUUGCGAUGCUUGGUAGGCUGAAGCAAGUAAGUACGACCAUGGUCCACCACCCAGGGUUUAGUGACCUUGCUGUGGAUGUCCUAGCAGCUUUAUCAAAUUGCAAUCUUGCUGUUCGAAAGAAUCUUCUGAACCUGAUGGUGAGGCUCCUCACUCCAAGGAACAUCAGUGCUGUGCUAUUGCUCCUUGAUAAUGAGCUGAAUAGGGCUGCUAACAUCCAUAUCGAGUACCACAAGAUGCUAGAGGAGGCGAUCAGAGAAUGCCAUGCUGCUUUUCCGGGGUGUAUUGUAGAAUUCACACUAGAUCCCAAGUACAGUGUGUUCAUUGAUAGUAUUCUGUACAUCAUAGACAUCAUGAAUCCCGACCAGUCGUUGCGAGGCCCACUUCUGAAAGGUCUACUAAGGGCGCUCCGGCAUGUGAAGUCACCACUGGUAUGCGCCGCUGCUGUUUGGGCCAUCUCAAUGUUCUCUGGAUCACUGGAAGAGGUCAGUGAUGCCAUUGUUGCACUUUCAUGCUUCUUCAAGGACCUGCUUGAUCGACGUAAGAUUGAGAAGCUGAUACUUGGAGGAGAAGCGGAGAAUCAAUACAAGCUUUCUACUGACUAUUAUGGUGUCACUGCCGGAGAUGCAACACAGGGAAAGCACCAGCAGCCAUGGCUGAUGGAGAUGGAGGAACUGCUGUUUGUGCGCAUAGGGCUCACACGGCAAGCAGGUGGGAGCUAUGCCAUUCCUUCGAGUUCCAAGAGCAGUGCUAGUUCUUCAAACGCGUAUCUUCCUGAGCCAUUGGGUAAUACAGACAAUCUGAUCUUCCUCGUGCAUUCUGGAGAUGCCCUCUUGGCAGAUUUCGUGGAAAUCAUGCUGUCUAACCUCAAGAAGAAGGUCAAAGAGCUGGAGUGAUGCUGAUGAGUUCAUUUGAUGUAAUAAUUUGGAGGUCAAAUAACUAGAAAUGGAGUCGUUGAACCUUGGCCAAUCGUACCUCAAUAUGCAUAAUAAUGCUGUCUUCUGUGUGCUUAUUACUUCUAUUAUUACUAUAUUAUCACUGAUACUUUUUCUAUUCAACAUUUUGCCA